This is a messenger RNA of Puccinia graminis f. sp. tritici CRL 75-36-700-3, 720 nucleotides long. RefSeq lists its product as uncharacterized. The record is from RefSeq and is a predicted model, not a curated record. The coding region runs from base 1 to 720 and encodes 239 amino acids. Lineage: Eukaryota; Fungi; Basidiomycota; Pucciniomycetes; Pucciniales; Pucciniaceae. Gene Ontology annotation, cellular component: nucleus. The transcript is spliced from 4 exons.
AUGCCUGUUAAUAACUGUGAAGGUGACUUGACUGGGGUCGAUUUCGAGCAACUUGACCCGUCGACUUCCGCCGAUGUAUUUUCUCGGGCGGCCGGCGGCAGUAAUAGCUACUCGUUAUACCCAUACAUCGAUCAAUCCAAGUCGUACUGCUUGAACGUCGACCAGCCACCCAGCUCAUCAACAACCGGCAGAGGGGGGCAUACCGGAAUAGGCGCGAUCAUCCGACCGAUCCAUACCCGGAACGAGCUUUCGCCGGAAGAGUCGCUCGUCACCCACCAAGACACCGGACCGGAGAUGAUCGUCCAUGUGGUCUUCAACCAGCCCGUGCGGGCUCGGACAAUCGUCAUCAACGUCGCCAAGGGUGACCAGUCUCCCCGGCUCGCCCGUGUCUGGACCAACCGCUCAAAUGCAAUCAGCUUCGAUCAGGUAGACGAUCUCAAGCCUGACCAGGAGUGGGAGCUCGAUGUCGAGCUCGAGACAGCCGUCGAGUAUCCUACCCGUGUCACCCGCUUCCAAUCCGUCUCUAGCCUCUCCUUCGAAUUCCGUGAUCCAUCAGCCGGCCAAAGGAGUCGAAUCUAUUUCUUGGGCGUAUUAGGCGACGUCAAGCAACUCAAACGAGACCCUUCAUCCCAACUGACCGUUGGAGCGGAGAAUUCGGCCGAUGCAACUCUUGAUUCAAUUCGAGAACAAUCAGGCGGAAAUCAGACCACAAUCCGGUGA